This is a messenger RNA of Patiria miniata (bat star), 1049 nucleotides long. RefSeq lists its product as uncharacterized. The coding region runs from base 323 to 757 and encodes 144 amino acids. The record is from RefSeq and is a predicted model, not a curated record. The transcript is spliced from 2 exons. NCBI's taxonomy places the organism in Eukaryota, Metazoa, Echinodermata, Asteroidea, Valvatida, Asterinidae.
GAGACGAGCUGCUACAGUUAUCAAGAAUGGAGGGAAUGGAGCAACUGCGGGCCGAGCUUGAGGCGAUGAAGGUAGCUCUUCAGGCGGAGAAGGAGGAGCGUGAGAAAGCCACAGCAGGCGUCAGCUCCACUACCCCACCAGCGAAGCAAAGGACCUCCUAGACAGCAGAGCCUUGGUGCUGGAUGAGGAUGAACCUCCAGCUACUGGAUGUCGUCAUCAAGAUGACCCAGUUUUGCCAGCGCACACUGACGAAGAUGAGGAGGCAGAAGAGGAGGCAGAUGAGGUGGUCAUCAUAUUGGAGACAGAAGGUGAGACUCCAGCGAUGCCAACAGGUCAACCAGAGCCAGAGAGUGCACCUGCUGCUUUUCACAAAGCAGGGGAGCACCAGCCCGAGGACCAAGCCUCUCAAUCUUCAGAUGUGCAAGAUCCGGAGAGAGCACCCGCUGCUUUACACAAAGCAGGGGAGCACCACCCUGACAAUCUAGCCCCGCAACCCCCAUCAGAAGUGGAAGAUUCUUCACCGGAACCCACUACAGAGGAGGAGGUCCCACUUGCCAAAGCGGAGCAGUUGCGCCACACCAGCCGUGCUGGAGCGGGACAACACUCCAAUCCCCAUCACCUCCCGAAGUCCGUCAUCCAGUCGGAGACUCCAGCAAUGCCUGUCCCUGCACCUGCGAUAGACCCACGUGUACUAGCAGACAUCAGCCGAACGCAGCUGCUGUUGGCGCAGAUGUUGGCCGGAGUCCAGCCAAGAUGAUUUUUUUUUUUGUAAAUAGUUAAUUGUACUUUGUUUUUUUGUAUUAAUCUUUUAUCUGUUUAGGUUGUCGGGACGCCAACCUUAGAGCAGGGGAGUAUGUGACAGCUCAUUUACAUAUCUCUCCUGCGCAGCGCCCUCGCUUGACCCUUAAGGUAAAGCUCUCACUUAGCCAAUUGUCUUGAGUGAGUCAUUCCACCACUAGCACUGGUACUGUAAACACCACACAGUGUCCUGCCACUUCUACACAUGUUCUUAGUUAAUGCCUCAAGAUUUUGUGGAUGACUCGACUGGG